Saimiri boliviensis boliviensis (Bolivian squirrel monkey) is the source of this 1865-nucleotide messenger RNA. NCBI's taxonomy places the organism in Eukaryota, Metazoa, Chordata, Mammalia, Primates, Cebidae. The record is from RefSeq and is a predicted model, not a curated record.
CAUCACUCUGAUCUCUGCCUUUGUCUUUACAUGGUGUUCCUAUGUAGGCACCCAGUUUUCCUUUUGUUAUAAGGACACCAUAAGAAGCUAAGAAGUGCAAAAGAAGAGAAAAAGAAUAAAUCAAAGGCACCAGUUAUAUUGGAGUAGGGACCAGGAUGGCCACAUCUUAACUAAUUAUAUCUGCAAUGAUCCUAUUUCCAAAUAAGGUCAUCUUCUGAGCAAAACGCACUGACACUUUCUGUCUGUGGCUAAUCAGUCAAAAACAUAUGCAAUAAAAGCAGAAGUUAAAGAUCAGCAAGAUGACGAACAUGUUUUGCAAUCCUGUUGAAAAGAGAACAAACAAAAGUGAUCAAGAGAAACAGACUAAGUCUGUUGAUUGAUUUAAAGUGGAUUUAUGUUUAAGUAGAAAACUACUUCAAAUGCAUAUGUGGGGAAGAUGUCCACUUCAAUGUCACUGAUCUCCAUCAUUAUCAUGGUAUCUGGCUGUACAGGAAGCUUGGCUGGGGUGGCCUCAGAAAACUUAAAAUCAUGGUGGAAAGGUAAAGGGGAAGCAAGCAUGUCUUCAAAUGUCCAGCAGAAGCUUCAGAUAAUAAUUCCUGUCUGAUGACACAACUGGAAAUGCAGAGCCAGAGAAUAUUUCUUAAUGAAGUUUCAAGUAGUUCAUGUAUGGAUGAAAAGCAGAUGACGCAGAACAAUUCAACAGUUUUCCAAGAAGUUAACACUUCAUGGCCUGUACUGAUGGGUAAAAACACUGUGCUUCGUUGCCCUCCUAUCGCAUUAAAAUGUUUGAUCAUAAUAACAUGGGAAAUAAUCCUGAGAGACCAGCCUUCCUGUAAAAAAGCCUACAGGAAAGAAACAAAUGAGACCAAGGAAACCAACUGUACUGAUGAGAGAAUAACCUGGGUCUCUAGACCUGAUCAGAAUCCUGCCCUUCAGAUUCAUCCAGUGGCCAUCACUCAUGACGGGUAUUACAGAUGCAAAAUGGGAGCACCUGACGGGAAUUUCCAUCGUGGAUAUGACCUCCAAGUGUUAGUUACUCCUGAAGUGACCCUGUUUCAAAGCAGGAAUGGAACUGUGGUAUGCAAGGCAGGUGCAGGGAAGCCAGCUGCACAGAUCUCCUGGAUCCCAGAGGGGGAUUGUGUCACUGAGCAAAAAUACUGGGACGAUGGCACAGUGACUGUUAAGAGUACAUGCCACUGGGAGGGCCACGAUGUGUCUACGGCGACCUGCCGUGUCUCCCAUUUGACUGGCAACAGAAGUCUGUCCAUAAAGUUGAAUUUAGGUCUCAGAAGCUCAGGAUCUCCAGCGUCGUCCUCCUUACUGAUCAUUCUUUAUAUGAAAUUCUCUCUUUUUGUGGUGAUUCUGGUCACCACGGGAUUUGUUUUCUUCCGGAGGAUAAAUGAUGUCAGGAAAGCUCUUUAAAGAGAAAGGAAGGGUCCUCUCUUGCUUCUCUUCCUUGUUUCCCGGACUGCAACACGGGUGAGAUGAGUGAUGGUCCAGCAGCCAACUUGGGCCAUGGGUGAUGCUGAGGACAGAAACCACUCAGUAGGACAGAAGAAAAGAAAGAUGGAAGAAGGAUCCUGGGCUUGAUGACCAUGAAGUUUCCCUACAAACUCUCAACCAUCUAUUCAUUGACUUCUUUUGUGUGAGAGUGAAUAAAAUUUUGUUCUUGCCAGUGUUAUUUUCAGUUUUACACUACACAUAGCUAAACUUAAUCCUAAUUGAUGCAAAUACCUAGUUUGUUAAUAUGAAGGUUUGUGUCAAUGUUGCUACAAGUUAUUUUCUACUCAUGUAUGUUCUCACGCCCAAUUUUUGUUCUUCCCCUAGUGACAAUGAAACAGAUGUUCCCACUCAUGUGAAAUUGU